AUGACAAUGUUCAACUUAUCUAAACUUGCCUUUUAUGCGUGUAAUGAAGAACAAAAGAAUAUUUAUAACGAUUGCGAGACUCCAUCUAUAGAUAUAAAACUGUGCUGCUCUACUUUAUUAGCAAAUCGUACUAAUAAAAUUGGAAUUGUUAACAAAGUGUUUUCAACAGACACUGAAUGGUUGAAGAAUACAAUCACUUUAGAAGCAGCGAAAAAUGGUCAUUUAGAUUGUCUAAAAGAUGCUUAUGAGUGUGGGUAUUAUUGGGACUCUAAUGUUACUUUGGAAGCUGCUAUAAAUGGCCAUUAUGACUGUUUAAGAUAUGCACAUGAAAAUGGUUGUGCUUUGGACUACUGGAAUGCUCUUUUAUCUAAUGCUGCUAUUGGAGGUCAUUUAGAUUGUGUCAAGUAUGGAUAUAAAAAUGGUUAUCGUUGGAAUACAUUUAUUACUUAUCAAAUAGUACAAAAUGGACAAAUAGAAUGUUUAAAAUAUGCCCAUGAAAACGGUUGUCCGUGGAAUAUUGACACAGCAGCAGUGGCUGCUGAAAAAGGAUAUUUAAAUUGUUUAAAGUAUGCCCAUGAAAAUGGGUGUUCUUGGGAUAAAGGCACUGCAGUAGCAGCUGCUGCAUCUGGACAUCUUGACUGUUUGCAGUAUGCUCAUGAAAAUGGAUGUCCAUGGGAUAAGUCUGUCACAAUUUCAGCUGCUGCGGGUGGACAUUUAGAUUGUUUAAGAUAUGCACAUGAAAAUGAUUGUCCAUGGACAGAGAGCACUACAGAAGCGGCUGUUGCAAACUGUCAUUUAGACUGCUUACAAUAUGCACAUGAAAAUGGAUGUCCAUUACAAAACCAGCUUAUGUGGUUGAGAUUGGAUGUCCAUAACAUUUCAACUACUCAAUUGAUACCAAGACUUAUUUAA
This is a messenger RNA of Daktulosphaira vitifoliae (grape phylloxera), 912 nucleotides long. RefSeq lists its product as uncharacterized. The transcript has 2 exons. Gene Ontology annotation, molecular function: protein binding. The record is from RefSeq and is a predicted model, not a curated record. Lineage: Eukaryota; Metazoa; Arthropoda; Insecta; Hemiptera; Phylloxeridae. The coding region runs from base 1 to 912 and encodes 303 amino acids.